Molecule: messenger RNA, 1734 nt
Organism: Linum trigynum
Lineage: Eukaryota; Viridiplantae; Streptophyta; Magnoliopsida; Malpighiales; Linaceae
Source: the annotation of a GenBank genome assembly
UUCCGCGUUUCUCAAAACGAAACUCAUUUCUCUCUUUCAUAUUUUCUCGUGCUGCCCGCCCGGUUUAACUGGAACGAAUCAAUCCUGCCCGCCCCCCUGCAAAAUCGGAUAGUUCCCACUUCCCACCACCACCAAAGGCUGACCGCUGUAAAAAAAGACGAAAUGGGAGCUCCAGAAAAGAUCUGCACCGCCAUGGAACUCGCCGACCACGAAGCUAGAGACAAUGGCUGCUGCGGCUCCGAUGAGAUUCCUUCUUCUUCGUGCACUGUCGACCCCCAACUCACCGUCGCCGAUGCCUCUCCGCGCGUCAUCGGAUUGUGCAAGGAUUUAUUUAAGAAAUGGUCAGAAUUGGAUGAAUCUUGCUUCACAGUUGAGAGAGUUUCCGGCGGUAUAACCAAUCUGUUGCUGAAGGUGUCUGUAAAGGAAGUAAAUGGAGAAGAGAGUGCUAUAACAGUCAGAUUGUAUGGCCCGAACACCGAUUAUGUCAUCAACCGUGAGCGCGAGUUGCAGGCUAUUAAAUACCUAUCAGCUGCGGGAUUUGGUGCCAAAUUGCUAGGAGUAUUUGGGAAUGGGAUGGUGCAGUCCUUCAUCAACGCACGUACGCUAACUCCAGCAGACAUGAGGGUGCCAAAGUUAGCUGCUGAAAUUGCGAAGGAACUCCGCAGGUUCCAUGCUGUGGAAAUUCCAGGCUCUAAGGAACCUCAGUUAUGGAAUGAGAUAUUCAAGUUCUAUGAAAGUGCCUCGGGUCUGCAAUUUGAUGAUGCCGAGAAACAAAGAAAGUAUAACACAAUCUCUUUUAAAGAAGUUUAUGGUGAAAUCAUUGAAAUCAAGGAAUUGACAGGCCGUUUAAAUUCUCCAGUGGUUUUCGCUCACAAUGACUUGCUUUCUGGGAACCUGAUGGUUAAUGAUGAUGAAGAGAAGCUCUACUUGAUAGAUUUUGAGUACGGAUCAUACAGUUACAGAGGCUUCGACAUCGGGAAUCACUUCAAUGAGUAUGCAGGAUAUGAUUGCGACUACUCAUUGUACCCUAGUAAAGAAGAACAGGAUCUUUUCUUCAGCCAUUACUUACAACCUGAUAAGCCAGAUGAGGUAUCGUCAAAGGAGCUCGAAGUGCUUUACAUAGAGUCAAACACCUUCAUGCUGGCUUCACACUUAUUCUGGGCCCUGUGGGCGCUAAUACAGGCGAAGAUGUCUCCCAUCGAUUUCGAUUACCUAGGCUACUUCUUCCUGCGUUACAAUGAGUACAGAUCGAAGAAGGAAGCGAACUGUUCGUUGGCCCGAUCUUACCUCUCAGGAUUGCACAAAUCCUAGUUUCUUGUUUCGUCAGUAUUUCGCCUUGUACUCUCACAAGAAUGCUAGUUAGGGAGGGAAGUAUGGUCUGCUUGCUUCCGCCGUUGGAUUGUUGUUUGUGAAAUAUUGAUUUUGUUAGCAGUCAAAGGAAGAAGAUAAUACCCAGGACAAGCACAACUGGAACGUGAAAGGCAAGACAGUUUCUUAAUGUUGUUGUGUUCAAAGUUUGAUUGCCUCCCCUCUGCUGCAGCAAUGCUCUGAACUCUGUUUUUAUUUUUUAUAUAAAUAAUAAUAAUAGCUCUGUAUUUUAUCUUCCCUUUGAGCAACAAACGAGCAAAAUGAAGCGGUUGAACCAAAAAACAAAAAAAAAAAAAAUGGUUGAAUUAAUUUUAUAAUGAUCUGUUAAAAGUUUUCUUAUUUAUCUUAUAAAGAUAUAAGAUAGUA